Trichogramma pretiosum is the source of this 717-nucleotide messenger RNA. RefSeq names its product TP53-regulated inhibitor of apoptosis 1-like. NCBI's taxonomy places the organism in Eukaryota, Metazoa, Arthropoda, Insecta, Hymenoptera, Trichogrammatidae. The record is from RefSeq and is a predicted model, not a curated record. The coding region runs from base 360 to 581 and encodes 73 amino acids. The transcript has 3 exons.
CUUUAACUAGGUAUAAUAUAUAUUUCGUGUUCGUGUGUGUGUGUGGGUGUAUGCGUGCUGAGCACGCGCUUCUCUCGCGACCGAUGACAAGUAGGUGAAACACAUUACGGACUGCGCCUCCGCGUUUUAUACAUAGGGCUCAUCGCUGUAUAUAUCGAGUCGAUCUUGACGCGCGUAUAAAAGUCUCGCUUUGAUAUACACACAUAGUUAAUUAGUUAAGGCAACUGCUGUGUACACGCAAGACCGCGUGAAGGUUCGAUCGGCGAUCGUCGAGUUUUAUUUUUUCCCCUCUUUUUACUCUCGGAGUUGACGGAAACAUAUCAGUUUUUUAUGAAUCAAAUUUUGUAAGUGCAAUCGCAAUGGAGGCCUGCAAAGAGUUAAAACAAACGUAUGACGAUUGUUUCAAUAGUUGGUUCAAAGAUAAAUUUCUUAAAGGCAAUCAAAAUGACUCUCAAUGCUCGUACUUACUAAAAGUAUAUAAGCAAUGUGUUGAGAAAGCCAUGAAAGAACAUAAUAUUGAAUUACAUGAUGCGCAGAUCAAUCAUUUGGAGACAGAUAAAGAAAAGGUGCCCCAAAGCUGACAUUCGCAAUUGCAAUUUGGCUUUUCAAAACCCACUAUAAAUAUGAAUCAUCAUGUUUUAUUGGCAGCAAAAUAUUUCAUGUGUCUCUCCUUUACAUAAAAAUGUGAUAAUAAUUUAAUUAUCAAAGAACUUCUGU